Messenger RNA from Lasiodiplodia theobromae, 1527 nucleotides. Its product is annotated as Glutathione synthetase. NCBI's taxonomy places the organism in Eukaryota, Fungi, Ascomycota, Dothideomycetes, Botryosphaeriales, Botryosphaeriaceae. Gene Ontology annotation, cellular component: cytosol. Gene Ontology annotation, biological process: glutathione biosynthetic process. The record is from RefSeq and is a predicted model, not a curated record. The coding region runs from base 1 to 1527 and encodes 508 amino acids. Gene Ontology annotation, molecular function: glutathione synthase activity; glutathione binding; ATP binding. The transcript is spliced from 3 exons.
AUGACGAAGUCAAGAUACCCCGCCUACCCGCCUGAUAUCACCGAGGAACAGGCCCAAUUCUUGCUGACCAAUCUCAAUGACUGGUCUAUAGCCCACGGUCUUGCUGUGAGGCCACCGCCGUCUUUCGUCUCGGCGGCCCAAGAUCCCUCUGGAGUACUCGCGUCGACUGCGCCGGUGACGCUGUUUCCUAGCUUGUUCCCUCGUCAAUGCUUCGACGAGGGCUUUACCAUUCAGAAGGCCUAUAAUGAGCUCUAUUCGGCCAUCGCCAGGGAUGAGGAGUGGCUGAAAUCGAUAGUGGAAGAACUGCUGGAGGUUGACGAUUUUGUCGCAAAGCUUUGGCAGGUGCAUCUUGAUGUGAAGAAGGAUGGAUACGUUCAGGACAUGACUCUGGGCCUCUUUCGCUCCGACUACAUGGUCCACUUGGAUCCUUCAAGCGGUAAUGCAAAGCCGCAGAUCAAGCAGGUCGAAUUCAACACGAUUGCUUCUUCGUUCGGUGGCCUUUCUUCUCAGGUUUCAGCCUUGCAUAAAUAUCUUAACUCGAUCGAUGCAUACCCGGCCGAGGCUGGCUCAGUCAUCAAGCAGGACUCCCUGCCCCAAAGCCAAUCUGUGCCGUCCUUGGCUGCGGGGCUGGCGGCAGCGCACAAAGCUUACGGAACUUCGAAAUCGUCGAACCCGCUGUGCGUGCUGUUCGUGGUCCAGGAUCCGGAGAGGAACGUCUUUGACCAGAGACACCUUGAGUACUCCUUGUUCGUGGAGAAUGGCGUGCGAACGUUCCGCGUGCCGUUCAACAAAGUCCUCUCCUACACGAAGCUGGACUCUGAGCGUAAUCUGAUAUACCAUCCUCCUCACACGCCUGACAAGGCAUUCGAGGUCACCACAGUCUACUACCGCGCUGGCUACUCACCGGAUGACUUCCCUACGGAUGCAGAGUGGACCGCACGCUUGCAUUUGGAACGCAGCCGGGCCAUCAAGUGUCCGAGCAUUUUGCUCCAGCUCGCGGGCUGCAAGAAGGUUCAGCAGGUGCUUGCCACCCCUCACUCGCCUCACCUGGCUCGGUUCCUGCCCAAUGAGAGCACCGCGGCACGUGUGCUGCAAACAUUCGCCCCUAUCUACCCCAUGGACAAGAGCGAGGCGGGGCUGGAAGCGCGUCGGCUUGCCACGGAUCCGGCGACGGCGCAGCGCUACGUGUUGAAGCCGCAGCGCGAAGGUGGCGGCAACAACAUCUACCGGGGCGCGAUACCUCCCUUCCUGGCUCAGCUGCCGGAAUCGCACUGGCCGGCGUACAUCUUGAUGGAGAUGAUCGAGCCGCCGGCGCAGAGCAAUGUCAUCAUCCGCAACGGGGAAGUUCAGAAGGGCGGGGUAAUCUGCGAACUGGGCAUCUAUGGCGUUUGCCUUUGGAAAAAAGACGAAAUCCUGGAAAACCGGGAGGCUGGAUAUCUGCUUAGGACCAAAGGAGACCAGAGUGAAGAAGGCGGGGUCGCCGCGGGAUUUGGGGCCGUCGACAGCUGCUGUCUGGUAGAGAUGUAA